Molecule: messenger RNA, 1427 nt
Organism: Sycon ciliatum
Lineage: Eukaryota; Metazoa; Porifera; Calcarea; Leucosolenida; Sycettidae
Product: ras-related protein Rab-24-like
Exons: 8
Coding region: 156-806 (216 amino acids)
Cellular component (GO): Golgi apparatus; endosome
Molecular function (GO): GTP binding; GTPase activity
Source: RefSeq, a predicted model, not a curated record
AGCUCUCCACAAACGCACUGGCAAAAGUGUGUCAUUAUUUUCCGUUCAAACCUGAGCGUUUAUUUUAUUUUUAGUGUGAAGAUGGGCCCAGAGUUCUUGCGGAAGGGAUGCUAGCGGCUACGUUGUAGCUUUGAGCGGUGCUGGACCUAGCGAGCAUGAGUACUGCCCGAGUGGACAUCAAGGUUGUCUUGCUGGGCAAGGAGUAUGGAGGAAAGACGAGCCUGGUGGAGCGUUUUCUACACGACCGAUUUGCUGAAUCCAUUGCAUACCAAAACACUAUCGGCGCUGCGUUUGGUGCAAAGAAGGUAAUGAUCAAUGGCGAACCAGUCACGUUGGGUGUUUGGGACACGGCUGGUUCGGAGCGUUACCAGGCAAUGAGCCGCAUGUACUACCGCGGUGCUGUGGCUGCCAUCAUCUGUGUCAACCUGACUGAGGCUGAGAGCUUCUUGCGAGCAAAGUACUGGGUGGACGAACUACAGAGCUGUGAAGGAGAUUCGUGUCGCCUAUUCCUUGUCGGCACCAAGUGUGAUCUUGUGACCCAGGACAAGUCGUUGAGGAAAGUCGAGGCAAAUGUCUUGCAGUCAUACGGCCAAGAGGUCGGUGCGUUUGUGAUCGAGACGUCAGCAAAGACAGGGCAGAAUGUUGGAAAGCUCUUUGACAAGAUUGCAAAGGACUGUCAUCCCAAGGCGGGAGCACCAGCAAAUACACUAACAAAUAACAUCGCCCUUCACACCAAGGAAACGGAAACUUCCAGUAAACCAGGAGGUUCACGUUGUUGUGGCGGUGGUGGCGGUGACAGCAAGUAGCUGUGAUGAUAGCUUACCAUACGAAAUAAUGCAAACUGAUCGAAUGCCAGAUGAUUGAUCAGUCUCACUCCAUGUCCGUUUGAUACGGCUAUAUCCAGUUGAAUAGUACUUUGAAAGAGGUAGAGGUCAAACACGCUGGUACGUCCCCCGAGUCGCUACUCACAGCGCUGCAUUGUGGAAACGCUUCCUCCUCGGGCAGCCGUUUUAAUUUUGUUUCCUUCAUGAGUUGCCAUGGAUUUCAACUGCACUGACCUGCCUCUCUUUAUUCCAUUAAUAUUAAUGAUAUUGUGCAAACUACUUUUUUUUAAGCUAUGAACAACCAUAGAGAAUAAUUUUAUCCGAACCACGCAUGCCCUGGGGAAGUGUGAUUUGAUUUGAUAUAAUUAGAGCCCGCGCUUCAUUGUCCUUGCACUUGCUGCCAUACUCAUUCGUGGUUCUAACGAUGAUUCUCAUGCCAGCAGCUAUUUCUUCUGGCAGUUUCGGUAUUAUAGUAUUGCUGCUGCAACAGAGUAAGCUGGCCUGGUCAGUUGGCUUGCAUCUGCAGCCUCGUGUUGACCUUUGUUAUGCGAAUGAAACACGCAGCCGGGCCCGGUUCCACUGUGCCUUGGCUGUUCGGUGGCA